AUGGUUCCAGUAAAAAUGAUCAAAAACAUGGAAGAUGUUCGUGUUAUUAGUUUAGGUACUGUGAGUGAUGAUGCAACAAAAUGUAUUCAGACAAAUAAACAUAUUCUUGAGAUCAAUCCUGCUGCUUUGAAUUGCGUCGAUUAUAUACAGUGUAUCAAUUUUAUGAACUCGGUGCGGGAUGAAAAAGUAAUUUUUAUUAUUUGGAAUGGAUGUAUUACUGAUAUUUUAUCAAAAUUUCAUGACUGUUCGUCAUUAUUUGCAGUUUUCCUCUACUCUAAGAAGCGUUCUUAUGUUCAUGAUAAACUACGCUCUCAAUAUUCGAAGAUCGUAGAUGUAUUCGAUGACGAGAACGCCCUAAUAGGAUCGGUUCGAAAUAUAAUUCAAUCCAUGGCGAGGAUAGCUAUCGCUGUUAGUUUGUUCGAUCAGAAGCAGAAGUCCAUUAGAGACUUGACGAAAAACUCGGCCUCAUUUAUUUGGUAUCAACUUCUGAUUAAUGUAUUAAAAGAUAUGAUUCCAGAUGCGCAGUCAAAAAAUAAUAUGCUCGCGGUUUGUGAAGAUUUCUACGCAAGCAAUAAGGAAGAACUUCUAAAAAUAGCUGAAUUUCGAAAAUCUUAUACUCCAGACAAAGCUAUUUGGUGGUAUUCAGAUGAGUGUUUUCUCUAUAAGUUGCUUAACAGAGGUCUUCGAACAGAAAAUAUCGACCUGCUUUAUUCUUUUCGAUUUUUUAUUAUCGAUCUCUCUACUGCAUUGGAAAAUGAAUGUCAGAAGUUGAAACAGAAUGGUUGGGUGACUGUCUAUCGAGGACAACGUCUUUCAAAUACGGAUUUUGAAGAGUUACAUGCUAGCAUUGGAAUUAUCAUUACAUUCAACGGAUUCCUCUCGACUUCAAGAGAUAUAAACGUUGCUUUAAGAUUUGCUCACAAAUGUGCAGCAAUUGGAAAUGAUUUUAAAAUAUGUCUCAUCGAAAUUUGCGUUAACCCAUCAUUAGAUUCAGUUGUUGCCGCUGAUAUCGAACAGUUUAGUAAAAUGAAAGGUGAGAAAGAAGUUUUGUUUGGUCUUGGUACAACAUUUAAAGUCGAAUCAAUCGAAAUGGACGAAGCUUUAAACUUGUGGAGAAUUCGUUUAAUAACCACUGACGAAGGCGCUGAACGAACACAUGAUUAUAUACAAGCACAGAAAGAGAUGAUGAAAGAGUAUAGUCCUCUGAUCGGCUUCGGACGGCUCCUGUGGAAUGAAUUGGGUCAAAUAGAUCGUGCUGAAAAAUAUUUUAAAAAUUUACUCCAGUCAGUUCCUCCAGAUCAUCCGGAUAUUGCCGAUAUCUAUAAUAGUAUCGGAUGUGUGUACGCUAAGAAAGGUGUACUUGAUCAGGCAUUGAAAAACUACAAUGAAGCUUAUGAAAUUAGAAAACGAAAAUUGCAGGAAACUGAUCCAAAAAUAGCGGGAUCGUUACAUAAUAUCGCUGUCAUUUAUAGAGCCCAAAGUGAAAUUGAUCGUGCCCUUGAUUAUUUUCUACAAGCUCUAACUAUUCAUGAAAAGAAUUACGAUGGAGACCAUGAGGACAAAGGCUACACGAUUGAAUCGAUUGGUUUAGUUUACAAGAGUAAAUGUAAGUUCGACACAGCUCUUAUAUGGCUCAGCCGAGCUCUUGGUAUGUACAAGCGACUUUUUCCUGCACAACAUCCCGAAAUUGCUAAGUGUUUCGGUAGUAUUGGAAGUAUUUACGAAGAAAAAAAUGAACUUGACAGAGCACUUGAUUACUACUACUGUCAAUUGGAAAUGGAAGAAAAAUGUCUUCCUCCUGAUCAUUCUAGACUAUUGAAGCAUCUCGACUGGAUCACCCGAAUAUACUGUAAGAAGCAUGACAAAGAAAAAGCGCUGACUCUAUAUCAAGAAAAGUUAACGAUUCAACGUACGAUUUUAAAUGAUAAUCAUCCAAAUAUUGCUUUGAGACUCAUGAAAAUUGGAGAUUUCCUUAAACGUCAUGAAGAAUACUAUGGAAAAGCUUUGAAGAUUUUGGAAAAAUGUUCGCCUCCAGAUCUAUUGCUCAAAAUUAACUGUCUAGAUACGCUGAGUACAGUAGCCCUAAGUCAGAAUGAUUUCCAACUAGCUCUCACACAUCAGCAAGAUAUUCUUGAGACCUGUAGUCGAGUAUAUGAGCCAAAUCAUCCCAAUUUUCCUUUCAGGCUACAAAAGAUUGGAGAUAUUUAUUUCGAAAAAUUACACAACUAUCAGCAAGCUUUAUAUUAUUACUCUGAAGCCUUAUCAAUGUAUCAAAUUAUUUAUCACUCCCGACGCAAAGAACUGUUUGAUAUUCAGAAUAAAAUUCGCAAAGUUCAACAGAGCCUGGCUGGUGACAAUAUGUUAACAAAGCAAGAUGAUAAUCACGACGACGAAUUUUCUCUUUUCGACUAA
Rotaria socialis is the source of this 2412-nucleotide messenger RNA. The record is from the annotation of a GenBank genome assembly. NCBI's taxonomy places the organism in Eukaryota, Metazoa, Rotifera, Eurotatoria, Philodinida, Philodinidae.